AUGACCACGGACGCGCCUGCCACGGAUGUUGUGCAACCCCUGCCCAUUACACCCGACAACGAUAUGGUCAGAUGCCUGCGCCAAUCCUAUGGAUACCUCCCUGGCACAACGACGACAGCCUGCGCCGCGUCAGACUGGGAUGAACUUGUCGAAACCUUUGGGUUUACAGAGUUACUUACCCCAGAAGUUGCCCUGGACGCUCGACAACAUAUCCACAUGUUUUACAUGGCUUCCAUCGAGCCUGCGAGCACAGAAAUGCCCGCCGCCCUCUCUGACCUCAAUACGCACAGCCUGACAUCCCUGUCUCGUCUGCUGGACCUGUCGCAAAUACACCGCCCUCACCAGAAUCUUUUUGUUUUUUCAGAACCUCGUUCAGAGGAACACGAGUGGAUGUUGGGUGUCGAAACGGCGGAGAUCGCCCUCUACGUGUGUCGGCUCAGGUUAGAGCACUCCUGGGCUCGCAUCGACUCCCUCACAAAAAUGCUGCUGGAGAGAGGUGUGCCCUGUCGCACUCUCAUGGGCAUUGAAAUGUCGGGUCGCUGCUCCACUGUCCAGGAGCCAUACACCCCUCGAUCUGUCCGCCCGUCAGCGUACAAAUUUGGCGUUGAUGACUUCGAAGCAUACCGAUUGCAAUGCGAGAACAUCAUCAAACACCAACAACACGGUCGGGCUGCCUUGCUGAGGGGUGGAUUGGUGGGUAGGAUAGCCAGUGAGUUUCUGAGCGUCGACGAUGGGCUGGCUGGCCCCUCUAAGGAAAUCAUUCAGAACCGGCAGGGGUUCAUCGUGCCAGCUGGCGACACGACUUGGUGUUAUUGCGACGACCAGCUCACGGAGAACGAGCUGUCCAUUAUAUGCGGCACCUACACGCUGUACACAGCUACUAAAGGUCAAAUAACUGUAAAAUCGUGGUUCCCUCCCCCGAACCUGUGGCAGGUGCCCCCCAGCAUGAACGGAUCACAAUGGGUGGAAUGGACGCCUGCCAACGAGGCAUGGUACCGUGAACGCGUAGAAGACAUCCGCACUCGGCAGGCCCAGCCAUUAACAAGAGUGCAAUGGAAAUCAAUAUUGCGCGGCACUCCUCCCAGUAGGAAGCUUCUGGCGGCAGCGUCUCAACGAGCUCAGGCCUUUGUCAACGGGCACGUACCGGUGGUGCCAACUUAUCGUGUUCGCCCAGGCCUGUAG
Psilocybe cubensis is the source of this 1182-nucleotide messenger RNA. RefSeq lists its product as uncharacterized. Lineage: Eukaryota; Fungi; Basidiomycota; Agaricomycetes; Agaricales; Agrocybaceae. Bases 1 to 1182 code for a protein of 393 amino acids. The transcript is spliced from 2 exons. The record is from RefSeq and is a predicted model, not a curated record.